AUGGAUUGGACGGAGCCGAUUCCAGCAUUGUUCCUCUUUAUCCUUAUGGUUUCCUUUGUUUUGAAACUGGGCACUUUCUGGAACAAGAGCUCCCAAAAUCUUCCACCAGGACCGAGGCCUUUACCUCUCAUUGGGAAUCUCCACAUCAUGGAUCUGAAGACGCCUUACAGAACCAUGUUAAAGGUAAAGCUUCUGGUUCUUCCCAUGCCAAAGCUAAAGGGUACUGGGGAAGCCCAGUCAGCAGAGUGGGAUAAUAAUAAUAAUAAUAAUAAUAAUAAUAAUAAUAAUAAUAAUAAUUUUUGUUCUUUUAAACCCUAUAAAUCUCAUCUUCCCUUUGUGCGCUACAGAACCUCCUCUUAGCUUUUCCAAUAAAUAGUCAUAGGACCAAGUUGCAAUUUAUAACCGGUAAUUUGAACAAGAUGUCUGGUGUCAAAUCAUGUUUGACUCUGUCUCCAUUUUCAAGGAUGCAAAAGUGCCGGUGCAAACCUUGCCUAGGCCAACGUCCUCCUUCAGCCUAUGUUUCUAGAUUUGAGAGGUGCCAUUAAAGGUAUAAUCACAUUCAUCCUUAUAACUGACUAUUCUGUUCUGGUUUUCUUUUUUUCUUUUUUUAAAUGAUAUUUAUUAAGGUUUCAAAAGAAGGAUACAUAAAUAAGAAAGAGAAAAAUAGAAAAAAGAAAAAUACAAAAUACAAAAAAAAACAAUUAAAAACAAUUCCAUCUUUUCAUCACUUCUCUUACAUUUACUUGUUUUCCAGACCUCCUCAUACCUCCCUUUUUUGUAUUCCAGUUCAAUUUAUUAGUCCAGCAAUUCCUUUCCCUCCUUUUUAAUCCUGAUCUUUAAUCUUAAUAUAUUAUAGCAUUAGGUUUUUACGUAUUGAAAAUCCAAUUUUUCCAUAUUCUUUUAUACCAUUACAGCUAGAAACCACUUGACUUCAAUCCAACAUCAUUCUAUCAUUCAUUAAUUUUACAAUAUUUCUGUAAAUAGUCUUUAAAUUUCUUCCAAUCUUCUUCCACCGACUCUUCUCCCUGGUCUCGGAUUCUGCCAGUCAUUUCCGCCAAUUCCAUGUAGUCCAUCAUUUUCAUCUGCCAUUCCUCCAGUGUGGGUAGAUCUUGUGUCUUCCAAUGCUUUGCAAUAAGUAUUCUUGCUGCUGUUGUAGCAUACAUAAAGAAAGUUCUGUCCUUCUUUGGCACCAAUUGGCCGACAAUGCCCAGAAGAAAGGCCUCUGGUUUCUUCAGAAAGGUAUAUUUAAAUACCUUUUUUAUUUCAUUAUAAAUCAUCUCCCAGAAAACCUUAAUCCUUGGGCACGUCCACCAAAGGUGAAAGAAUGUACCUUCAGUUUCUUUACAUUUCCAACAUUUAUUAUCAGGCAAAUGGUAGAUUUUUGCAAGCUUGACUGGGGUUAUGUACCACCUGUAUAUCAUUUUCAUAAUAUUCUCUCUUAGGGCAUUACAUGCCGUAAACUUCAUACCUGUGGUCCACAACUGUUCCCAGUCAGCCAUCAUUAUGUUAUGUCCAACGUCUUGUGCCCAUUUAAUCAUAGCAGAUUUCACCGUUUCAUCCUGAGUAUUCCAUUUCAACAGCAAGUUAUACAUCUUUGACAAAAUCUUAGUUUUGGGUUCUAACAAUUCUGUUUCUAAUUUUGAUUUUUCCACCUGGAAGCCGAUUUUCUUGUCCAAAUUGUAUGCCUCCAUUAUCUGAUAAUAAUGAAGCCAGUCUCGCACUUUGUUUUUUAAUUUUUCAAAACUCUGCAGUUUCAAUCUAUCUCCAUCUUGUUCCAAAAUUUCCCAAUAUUUUGGCCAUUUGACCUCCAUAUUGAGCCUUUUCAGAGCUUUCGCUUCCAUCGGUGACAGCCACCUUGGGGUUUUAUUUUCCAAUAAUCCUUAUAUCUUAUCCAGACAUUAAACAAUGCUUUCCUGACAAUAUGGUUUUUAAAUGCUUUAUGUGCUUUGACCUUAUCAUACCACAGAUAUGCAUGCCAUCCAAAUACAUUGUUAAAGCCUUCUAGAUCCAAAAUGUCAUAUUCUGUUCUGGUUUUCUGAGCAUUCCUAGGAAAUAUUUGUGCUGCUGCAACUGAAUAACAAUAAUAAGUUAAUAAUAAUUUAUUAUUUAUACCCCGUCCAUCUGUCUGGGUAUCCCCGGCCACUCUGGGCGGCUCCCAACAGAUUAAAAACACGAUAAAGCAUCAAACAUUGAAAACUUCCCUUAAAAGGACUGCCUUCAGGUGUGUCUUCUAAAAGUCAGAUAGUUGUUUAUUUCCUUGACAUCUGAUGGGAGGGUGUUCCACAGGGCAGGUGCCACUACCGAGAACACCCUCUGUAUGUUUCCCUGUAACCUCAUUUCUCACAGUGAGGGAACUGCCAGAAGUCCCUCGGCCCUGGACCUUGGACGAUGGGGGUGGAGACAUUUCUUUAGGUAUACUGGGCUGAGGACGUUUAGCGCUUUACAGGUCAGCACCAACACUUUGAAUUGUGCUCAGAAACGUACUGGGAAGCCAAUCUAGGUCUUUCAGAACUGGUGUUAUAUGGUCUUACAGUCACCAGUCUAGCUGCUACAUUCUGGAUCAGUUGCAGUUUCUGGGUCACCUUCAAAAGUCGCCCCACGUACAGCGUGCUGCAGUAGUCAAAGCGGGAGAUAAUCAGAGCAUGCACCACUCUGGUGAGACAGUCUGCCGGCAGGUAGGGUCUCAGCCUGCGUACCAGAUGGAGCUGGUAGAUAGCUGCCCUGGACACAGAAUUGACUUGUGAGUCCAAAAUGACUCCCAUGCUGCACACCUGGUCCUUGAGGGCCACAGCUGCCCCAUUCAGGACCAGAGACUCCCCCACACCUGCCUGCCCCCUGUCCCCCCAAAACAGUACUUCUGUCUUGUCAGGAUUCAACCUCAACCUCAAUCUGUCAGCUGCCAUCCAACCACCUCCCAACAUUCACACAGGACCUUCAACGCUUUCACUGGUUCUGAUUUAAAAGAGAGGUAGAGCAGGUUAUCAUCCACAUACUGAUGAACACGCAGCCCAAACCCCCUGAAGAGCCCUCACAGAGGCUUCAUAUAGAUGUUAAAAAGCAUGGGGGAGAGGACAGAACUCUUUGGUGAGAGGUGAGAGCCCAGGGGUCUGAACACUUAUCCCCAAACACCACUUUCUGGACACAGUCCAGGAGGAAGGAGCAAAACCACUGCAUAACAGUGCCCACAGCUCCCAGCCCCUCUAGAUGGUCCAGAAGGAUGUUAUGGUCGAUGGUAUCAAAAGCUGCUGAGAGAUCCAGCAGAACUAGGAAACAGCUUUCACCUUUGUCCUUAGCCUGCCGGAGGUAUUAAUCAGCACGACCACGGCAGUUUCAGUCCCAUGAUGAGGCCAGAAUCCCAAUUGGAAGGGAUCCAAAUGGUCCACAUCCUCCAGGCGUGCUUGGAGCUGUUCAGCAACCACCUUGCCCAAGAAUGGAAGAUUUGAGACUGAGUGAUAGUUGGCCAUAUUGGCUGGGUUCAAAUAUUUAUUUUUUAAUAAGCAGUUUUAUAACCAGCAUUUUCAGUGGGUUUGGGAAGGCUACUUAACAGAGGGUAGCAUUCCCCACCCCACAGAGCUUUUAUGAGCCAGGAUGGGCAAGGAUGAAGGAGACAGGUGGUCAGUUUCACUCAUCCAAGCAGCCUCAGAGGUUGUUGUUGUUGUUGUUGUUGUUGUUUAGUCGUUUAGUCGUGUCCGCCUCUUCGUGGCCCCCUGGACCAGAGCACGCCAGGUACCCCUAUCUUCCACUGCCUCCCACAGUUUGGUCAAACUCAUGUUUGUGGCUUCAAGAACACUGUCCAACCAUCUCGUCCUCUGUCGUCCCCUUCUCCUUGUGCCCUCAAUCUUUCCCAACAUCAGGGUCUUUUCCAGGGAGUCUUCUCUUCUCAUGAGGUGGCCAAAGUAUUGGAGCCUCAGCCUCAUGAUCUGUCCUUCCAGUGACCACUCAGGGCUGAUUUCUUUAAGAAUGGAUGCGUUUGAUCUUCUUGCAGUCCAUGGGACUCUCAAGAGUUUCCUCCAGCACCAUAAUUCAAAAGCAUCAAUUCUUCGGCGAUCAGCCUUCUUUAUGGUCCAGCUCUCACUUCCAUACAUCACUACUAGGAAAACCAUGGCUUUAACUAUACGGACCUUUGUUGGCAAGGUGAUGUCUCUGCUUUUUAAGAUGCUGUCUAGGUUUGCCAUCGCCUUUCUCCCAAGGAGCAGGCGUCUUUUAAUUUCGUGACUGCUGUCACCAUGUGCAGUGAUCAUGGAGCCCAAGAAAGUAAAAUCUCUCACUGCCUCCAUUUCUUCCCCUUCUAUUUGCCAGGAGGUGAUGAACCCAGUGGCCAUGAUCUUCGUUUUUUUGAUGUUGAGCUUCAGACCAUAUUUUGUGCUCUCCUCUUUCACCCUCAUUAAAAGGUUCUUUAAUUCCUCUUCACUUUCUGCCAUCAAGGUUGUAUCAUCUGCAUAUCUGAGGUUGUUGAUAUUUCUUCCGGCAAUCUUAAUUCCGGCUUGGGAUUCAUACAGCCCAGCCUUUGCAUGAUGAAUUCUGCAUAUAAGUUAAAUAAGCAGGGAGACAAUAUACAGCCUUGCCGUACUCCUUUCCCAAUUUUGAACCAAUCAGUUGUUCCAUAUCCAGUUCUAACUGUAGCUUCUUGUCCCACAUAGAGAUUUCUCAGGAGACAGAUGAGGUGAUCAGGCACUCCCAUUUCUUUAAGAACUUGCCAUAGUUUGCUGUGGUCGACACAGUCAAAGGCUUUUGCAUAGUCAAUGAAGCAGAAGUAGAUGUCUUUCUGGAACUCUCUAGCUUUCUCCAUAAUCCAACGCAUGUUUGCAAUUUGGUCUCUGGUUCCUCUGCCCCUUCGAAAUCCAGCUUGCUUUCUCGGUCCACAUACUGCUUAAGCCUGCCUUGUAGAAUUUUAAGCAUAACCUUGCUAGCGUUUGAAAUGAGUGCAAUUGUGCAGUAGUUGGAGCAUUCUUUGGCACUGCCCUUCUUUGGGAUUGGGAUGUAGACUGAUCUUCUCCAAUCCUCUGGCCACUGCUGAGUUUUCCAAAUUUGCUGGCAUAUUGAGUGUAGCACCUUAACAGCAUCAUCUUUUAAAAUUUUAAAUAGUUCAGCUGGAAUAUCAUCAUUUCCACUGGCCUUGUUAUUAGCAGUGUUUUCUAAGGCCCAUUUGACUUCACUCUCCAGGAUGUCUGGCUCAAGGUCAGCAACCACACUACCUGGGGUAUACGAGACAUCCAUUUCUUUCUGGUAUAGUUCCUCUGUGUAUUCUUGCCACCUCUUCUUGAUGUCUUCUGCUUCUGUUAGGUCCUUUCCACUUUGGUCUUUUAUUAUGGUAAUCUUUGUACGAAAUGUUCCUUUCAUAUCUCCAAUUUUCUUGAACAGAUCUCUGGUUUUCCCUAUUCUAUUGUUUUCCUCUAUUUCUUUGCAUUGCUCGUUUAAGAAGGCCUUCUUGUCUCUCCUUGCUAUUUUUUGGAAAUCUGCAUUCAAUUUCCUGGAUCUUUCACUAUCUCCCUUGCAUUUUGCUUGCCUUCUCUCCCCCGCUAUUUGUAAGGCCUCGUUGGACAGCCACUUUGCUUUCUUGCAUUUCCUUUUCGUUGGGAUGGUUUUAGUUGCUGCCUCCUGUAUAAUGUUACGAGCCUCCAUCCAUAGUUCUUCAGGCACUCUGUCCACCAAAUCUAAAUCCUUAAACCUGUUCCUCACUUCCACUGUGUAUUCAUAAGGGAUUUGACUUAGAUUGUAUCUUACCGGCCCAGUGGUUUUUCCUACUUUCUUCAGUUUAAGCUUGAAUUUUGCUAUAAGAAGCUGAUGAUCUGAGCCACAGUCAGCUCCAGGUCUUGUUUUUGCUGACUGUAUAGAGCUUCUCCAUCUUUGGCUGCAGAGAAUAUAAUCAAUCUGAUUUCGAUGCUGCUCAUCUGGUGAUGUCCAUGUGUAGAGUCGUCUCUUGUGUUGGAAAAGAGUGUUUGUGAUGACCAGCUUGUUCUCUUGGCAGAACUCUAUUAGCCUUUGCCCUGCUUCGUUUUGAACUCCAAGGCCAAACUUGCCAGUUGUUCCUUUUAUCUCUUGACUCCCUACUUUAGCAUUCCAAUCCCCUAUAAUGAGAAGAACAUCCUUCUUUGGUGUCAUUUCUAUAAGGUGUUGUAAGUCUUCAUAGAAUUGCUCAAUUUCAGUUUCUUCAGCACCAGUAGUUGGUGCAUAAACUUGGAUUACUGUGAUGUUAAAAGGUCUGCCUUGGAUUCGUAUUGAGAUCAUUCUAUCAUUUUUGAGAUUGCAUCCCAGUACAGCUUUCGCCACUCUUUUGUUGACUAUGAGAGCCACUCCAUUUCUUUUACGGGAUUCUUGCCCACAGUAAUAGAUAUGAUGGUCAUCCGAACUGAAUUCGCUCAUUCCCGUCCAUUUUAGUUCACUGAUGCCCAGGAUGUCAAUAUUUAUUCUUGCCAUCUCAUUUUUGACCACAUCCAACUUACCCAGGUUCAUGGUUCUUACAUUCCAGGUUCCUAUGCAAUAUUUUCUUUAAAGCAUUGGACUUUCCUUUCGCUUCCAGGCAUAUCCACAACUGAGAGUCCUUUUGACUUUGGCCCAGCCGCUUCAUCAGCUCUGAAUCUACUUGUACUUGUCCUCCGCUCUUCCUCAGUAGCAUGUUGGACGCCUUCCGACCUGAGGGGCUCAUCUUCCAGCGUCAUAACUUUCAUAUGCCUGUUGUCUUUGUCCAUGGAGUUUUCUUGGCAGGGAUACAGUAGUGGCUUGCCGGUUCCUGCUCCAGGUGGAUCACGUUUGGUCAAAACUCUCCACUAUGACCUGUCCAUCUUGGGUGGCCCUGCACGGCACAGCUCAUAGCUUCUCAGCCUCAGAGGUAACACAUUGGAAUUCCAGAAAUCCAGCACUCUCCCGCCCCGGGCCUGCUCCCACGGUGGAGUCUACUGAACUGGAUGAAAGGGCUGAGCUGCUGUAUCAUGAGUCCAGCAACUGUUGCUGCUACAGCUAUUAGUAGCAAACGUCUUGAAGAGCAUUGAGGCAUAGACAAUGCUCUUUUAAUUUAUCAUUAUGUUAUUUGGAUUCUGUUUUGCAUGGUGAUUUGCAAAGAUACAAAAAGGGAAUUCAUUCCACAAAAUUACUAUUCUUAAAUCAUAUGUUUUCAGCUCGGUCCACGGCACAAUGACAUGGAAGUAAUUUCUACCAACUUCUAUAGUAGUUAGGAUUUUGGAUUUGAUAUCCUGCUUUAUCAUUACGCUAAGGAGUUUCAAAGAGGCUCACAAUCUCCUUUCCCCUCCUUCCCCACAACAAACACUCUGUGAGGUGAGUGAGGCUGAGAGACUUCAGAGAAGUAUGACUAGCCCAAUAGUAGUUAUUGGGGGAAAACUGAUACUAGUCUAAUGGUCAAACUUUGCUACUAGAUUCUGUGGAAUGGCCUUUUCUCUUAGGUAAAUGUGCAAGCUAAUGCAGUCUUGGUUCUGUCAGAGAUGAUUUACAUUAAUAUAUUCUUUGGGUAUACCAGAACUCUCUUUCUCACUUUUUCUUCUGUUGAAUUCCAGUUGUCAAAGCAAUAUGGCCCUGUCUUCAGCAUCCAAAUGGGACCCCAGAAAACUGUGGUGUUGACAGGAUAUGAGACAGUAAAGGAGGCUCUGGUUAAUCAGGCGGACGCGUUUGCAGACAGGCCCAUCGUCCCAAUGUUUCAAGAGUUUGGACAAGGCUUUGGUGAGGCACUUCCCUUUCUACUGGAACUGGUAAUGCUUGCAAACACAAACAGGUCCUGCCAGGUGAACACAAUCAAUUCCCAAGAAAUGGUUUGUAAGAUGAGCUUUGCAAAGCAAGUCAACAACAUCCAUUGUUUCCUGUGAGGGAAACCUUGUGAAUUUUUCAACCAACCUCAGUGCCUUUGACAUUGACAGAGUAUCUGCAGGCAUUAGGCUGAGAAUGUGUCACAAAAAGUGUCACCUGUGGAUUUCUGCAGAUCAAGCUAAAAUGUUAAAAAGAGUAGACCAGGCCAACUUUUUUGCUCUUGACUUUCAGUGGCUCAGUGGGGCUCUGUUGAAGAAACAAAAAUGGAGACCAGUUAAAGCAAACCUUUCCCAUUCCCGCUUUCUUCCCAGCAGUCAUAUUGUAGAGCUGGGGGAGAAUGGGGCAGGAGAAUGUAAUAGUUGUCACAUCUGAAUUGUGAAUAAUUGUCACAUGGAAAAGUAAUGCCACACACCAAGGGGAAACUGACCAUUUUCUGGCCCAGCCUAUACAGAGAGGAAAAAUGAAGGAGGCAUAAUGUCUGCCCAUGGAAUACAAAUAACAAGCUGAGUUCUGCUGUGACGCCUGACAUGUACAAAUCACCCUCUACUCUACCCUACACUUUGUUCAAUGGCCAUGCAAACAUGAAACCUUUCUUCCUGUCUCUUCAGGUUUAACUCUGUCUAAUGGUGAAAACUGGAAAGUAAUGCGGCGGUUUGCUUUAAGCACAUUGCGGGACUAUGGAAUGGGAAAGAAGACCAUAGAGGACAGAAUUCUUGAGGAAUGCAGUGUCCUGAUAAAGAAAUUUGAAUCUUACGAAGGUGGGUUGCUGUUUUCCUCUGGUGCAUAGCUACACUACAGUUGUUUAAAGGUGCUAAGACUAUUGUGUUACAUAUUCCUAACUUCCAGAAGCACAGAUCCCAGGGUUCCUAACUAUUGUUCUGUCCCUGUAAUGUGCAGAUUGUACUGCAAUAACUCCUGUGACUUCCAAGCAGGUCUUAGCCCAGCUAUGGCCACAUCCAGCAGCACUUAGUAUCAGUUUCUUUUAUAAAUGAGGUCUACACAUAGGGAAGCUGCCAGUGGGGACUUAAGACAACAUGAACAGACUUAAAAACAAUGCCCUUUCCAUACUUUGAAUUUCUGUGGGGAUGUUCAGGGAGGCAGGAGGGGAUAUAUUGUUUAAUUAUAUCCUCCCUAACUUGUGUUAGCAAGUUCUGUAUCUUAGCAGAUAUAAACGCAUAGCGGUUUGCUUGUUGCAGGCUUCUCUGAGCUUCUCUAUAUAAGUUUCCUGGUAAGAUCCCUUCUUUUCCCUCUUAAAAAGAAUAGACACGACAAUCUUAUUAAAGUCAAUAUAAAAGUAGUUUACUCACAUUCAUUCAGUUCAUGGAUGGAUGGAUCCCUCAAGGCAGACUUAGGUUACAAAAGUAUAUAUACAUGUGGAACUAUCCCAUAAGGGAGUUUGUCCCAAGUGACUGCAGACAGGCAGUCACUUCUACUAACACGUAGAAAAAUGGAGGAGGAGAAGGAGGAGGAGAAGCAGCAGCAGCAGCAGCAAAGAAGGAGGUGUGCUCCCAUAACCCAGAUUAGGCCACACCCACAUCUAGUCACAUGCAGAGGAAGUUUGUCCCACAGGAAGUUUUCUCCUGGCUGGUAGAAAGCAUCCACUAGCAUGUCCAUUCUAGGAACGUUGUACUCGACUCCUGUGUGUUUUACAUCCCACAUUUUAAAAAGAAUAUUUCUGCUUAACUGUCAUAUUUAUGUAUAGGAAGCCCAUUUGAGACCACCACAAUUAUGAAUGCAGCUGUUGCCAAUAUUAUAGUGGCCAUACUACUAGACAAGCGAUUUGAUUAUGAAGAUUCCACAUACAUAAGGCUUCUGAAGUUGGUCGAUGAAAAUACCCGGCUCGUUGGAAGCUCUUCAGUCCUGGUAAUCUAUUCUUUUCCAAUAAAACAAACAGUUGAUUGUAAUGACAUUGUAUGCAAAGUGGGCAGGGCAACCUGUUUAUUGUAUAUUGUUCAGGAUUCACUACAAAACACAGAAUGAUAUCUUGAGAAACCAGGUGGUGAUUCGAAAUAUUUAGAAAACUCACAUGGCACAGUCAUCCCAUAACUAUAAUAAAGUCUCUUUUGCGCACACCCUUUCUUGUCUCACUGCCAUCGGGACUCCAAGGACAAGGAAGAACAAGUGAUAGUUGGUUCCAUGAUGGCUCAGAAGGGGCCUCCAAGGGCAGAUCUCCCUCUCUGAAGGUGGACCUCCAGAGGAGACCCUUCAUAGCCUAUUAUUCCGGGGUUGCACAUAAAUUACACUUUCCUGAGGUAGCCCUAACCCCAUUCCAAAUGGCAUUCAAGAGUUUUGUUGGUAUUUGGGCAACCAUGCUUUGAGAGACGCAGUUGAGAGAACUAUACUGAGCUUUCCUAAUGUCUCUUUCUUUUUUCACAUUUUUAUCCUUUCAGCUGUAUAACAUGUUUCCUGCUCUUGGUUUUCUUCUGGGGGCUCGUAAGACUAUAAUUCAAAACAGAGAUGAGUUUUUUGCCUUCAUAAAUGCCACCUUCAUAAAACACCUCAGAGAUCUGGAUGAAAAUGACCAGAGGAGCUUUAUUGACUCAUUUCUUAUCCGACAGCAAGAGGUAAUGGAGUCUUUUAAGUUGGCCCAGAAUAAGCGUUGACAUUUUCAAUUCAUUUUUUAAGGGCAUAUUUGCAAGUGAAUGCAUAAGGAGUAGUCUUAUUGCAGAAGGGACCAACCUGGCAUACUUCCUAUCAUUUCCCAAUAGUCAGCCAUUGUUAAUGUCUUACAGAAGUUGCCUCUGCAGGGGCAAAGGUUGCGUGCUCAACAGCAUUUCUGGGGUAAAUCCCUGAUCAAGAAAACAUGACAGUUGGGGUGUAUGAGUUUUCAGGGGUGGAAUUAUGGCAGAUAGACCAUGGCUUAUGAGAGGUAAUGGUUGCCUGACUCCCUUUUGAUACAAGGGGGAUGGGAAAAUGCCUCAUGUGCUCAGAAGAAGGCGUUCUUCACACUGGAGGAGAUAGGAAACUUUGUGGGUGGAGAGGCAUCUCGGAGCAAGGAAAAAACAUUGGCCCAUGCACUGCGCUUGUUGUUGUUGGUGGUGGUGGUGGUGGUGUUUAGUCGUUUAGUCGUGUCCGACUCUCUGUGACCCCAUGGACCAGAGCACGCCAGGCACUCCUGUCUUCCACUGCCUCCCGCAGUUUGGUCAAACUCAUGUUCGUAGCUUCGAGAACACUGUCCAACCAUCUCGUCCUCUGUCGUCCCCUUCUCCUUGCGCCCUCCAUCUUUCCCAACAUCAGGGUCUUUUCCAGGGAGUCUUCUCAUGAUGUGGCCAAAGUAUUGGAACCUCAGCUUCACGAACUGUCCUUCUAGUGAGCACUCAGGGCUGAUUUCCUUAAGAAUGGAUAGGUUUGAUCUUCUUGAAGUCCAUGGGACUCUCAAGAGUCUCCUCCAUCACCAUAAAUCAAAAGCAUCAAUUCUACGGCCAUCAGCCUUCUUUAUGGUCCAGCUCUCACUUCCAUACAUCACUAAUGGUGAUAGCUUUAACUAUACAGUGGUACCUUGGGUUACAGACACUUCAGGUUUCAGACGCUCAGGUUACAGACUCUGCUAACCCAGUAAUAGUACCUCGGGUUAAGAACUAUUGGUGUUACUCUUCCUGUUGGAAAGUGUGGCAGAAGUGAGUUGCAAUCUCCAAAAUAUGGAGGGCACCACAUUGUCUAUCUCAGUUUAAUGAAACAUUUCCAGAUGCAUAUGUGGUAUUUCAGUGUUAUUUUUCCUUUUUAGACUAUGAGUAAAUACAUUAAAGAUGUUCAACUGAGAACCAUAUAUGUCAGCAGAAAACAACACUUUAUGUUAACCUUGAUUUCAGAUCUCCACAAGUGUUUGCCAGAAAUGCUGCCUUCCAUGUAUGCAGUCAUAUAAUACUCUUGCAGGUUAAGCACUGGCUGAGCAGUUAAGCACCACGAUUAGCAUCAGAGAAGAAGGAGCUGGAUUGCCAAGCCUCCCCAACCUCCUCACUUAGCUGGUAGAUGGAGAGCAACAGCUGUGUCUAUUGAGAAACUAGAUGUUUUGGAGUGUUGAUGCUGAGCCCCUCCAUCUUAGGCUCGGGUUGUAUACAUGUGUAAAUAAACCCCAUAUUAUCAUGAUGGCAUAGUCUGGAAGACCUGGAAUCUCUCACUACUUAGUGACUGGAGUGAUGUGCAAUGAUACUUUGGAUCAUUGGGUCCUGUGAGGUUUUCAUCUUUAUCUUUGCACUUGAAAUUUUCUCACUCCAUUCGUUUUAACCAGUUCAUACUCUUUGCAACCCAGGAGGAGGAGAAGAACAAGACGAAUGCAUAUUUCCACAACGAAAACUUAAAAACUGUUGUGGCCGACUUAUUUGGUGCUGGCACGGAGACAACUUCUACCACACUGCGCUGGGGACUGUUACUAAUGAUGAAAUAUCCUGAAAUUCAGAGUGAGUGCUUUUCAUUGGCUUGGCACCCAUUAAUCUGAGAUAUCUUAAUUCCAGUUAUAUGUAACUAUUAGAAAGUCUGUGUGUGUGUGUGUGUGUGUGUGUGUGUGUCACAACAAUUAUUCAAUCCUAAAUUUAACAUUUCAAUCUGGACUCCCUUCUCCCUUUCUGUGGUUUUUACAUUUCAUUUCAUCUUCCUGCAAUACUCCAAAUUAUCUCAAAAUAUUCAUUUAGAUAUAUAUUUCCGUAUAUAUCCCAUAUGUAUAUUGAAACAGAAGGUUUUUACAUUAAUCCUCCCAAUGUCUUAGUAUGUUUACAGUUUGUUUGUAAAUACUCUAUAAACCAUUUCCAUUCAUUUUAUUCCUUUUUAGGUAGUUCCGAUUCCAAAAUUCCCGAAAGUAAAGCUAAUGGUUUUUUAAACAUCUUAAACAUCUUUUUCAGUUCAUUAUAUAUCAUUUCCCAGUAAGCUUUAACUUUAUUAGUAGAGCACCACAUAUGAAAAAGUCUACCUUCUUUGUCUUUACAUUUCCAGCACAUAUUCAGUUUGGGUUUAUACAUUUUAGCCAAUCUAUUAGGUGUUAGGUCCCAUCUAUAUGGGACGCAGGUGGUGCUGUGGGUUAAACCACAGAGCCUAGGGCUUGCCGAUCAGAAAGUCGGCGGUUUGAAUCCCCACAAUGGGGUAAACUCCCGUUGUUCGGUCCCUGCUCCUGCCAACCUAGCAGUUUGAAAGCACGUCAAAUUGCAAGUAGAUAAAUCGGUACCGCUCCGGUGGGAAGGUAAACGGCGUUUCCGUGCACUGCUCUGGUUUGCCAGAAGCGGCUUAGUCAUGCUGGCCACAUGACCCGGAAGCUGUACACCAGCUCCCUUGGCCAAUAAAGCGAGAUAAGCACCACAACCCCAGAGUCGUCCCCGACUGGAACUAAUGGUCAGGGGUCCCUUUACCUUUACCUUUACCAUCUAUAUAACAUUUUCAUAUAGUUUUGAUCUUAAACUAUAAAAUGCUCCAAAUUUUAUAUCCACCUUUGAUAAACUUUCCCAUACAUCCGUUUUUAUAUUAUUAACAAUAUCUAUUGCCCAGUGUAUCCUUGAAGAUUUCACUUGUUCAUCCUUUGUCUCCCAUUCCAAUAACAUCUUAUACAUUUUAGAUAUCACUUUAACAUUACAGUUUAAUAGGUCUCUUUCCAGUUGUGAUGCUUGUUUCCCAACCCCCCGCUUCAUAUCCUUUUUAAAUACUUCAUUCAAAUGAUGACAUUGUAACCAUGUUGUUAACUUCUCUGAUAAAACCUUCAAUUAUUUUACUUUAAAAUUCUCCAAAGGUGAAAGUCAUAGUGGUGUUUUGGUCUCCAACAGGUUUCUGUUUUUAGUGUUUCUGUUUUAAAUAUUUAAAACACUUUCCCACUCUAUUUCUUGGUUUAUUAUCAUUGAAUAUUGCAUUUGCAACAUCUUGACAUCCUGUUUCACUAUCUCUUUUCAAGGGAAAUUUAUUGUUUCCCUUUCCCUUUUAUUUCUGGUAAAAUUUCUUGGUUUUUUCUGCUCUCUUAUAUUUGUUUGGUAUGCGCUUUGCUAUGUAAAAAAAAACCACCCCUAUAUUACCACUUUACUCACACCCCAUACCACCUUUAAAUCUAUCUCUUGGUUUAAAUUAAUUUCAAAAUAAUCCUUUAAAUUUUUUUGCCCCCUUUUCUAAUAUUUCUUGAUUUAAUAAAUUUUAUAAUUUACUAAUUUUUCCUUUAGUCUCCAUCUCAUCGGGAAACUUGUCCCUGUUCUUAAUUCCACUAUUUUAGAGUUGUGGUCUUAUAAUGUUCUUGAUAGAAUUUCCACCCUCUUUACCGUAGUAUAAAAAUCUUUAGAAGUCCAUACAGGGGUUUUUCCAGCUUGCAGAAUGAUUCGCAGUCGAAUAAAAUGUACUGUGGGUGUUUUUCUCUCCAAAUGUCAAUUAAACUUAAAUUGUCAGUCAUCCUAAAAAAGGCAUUCAGUAGCUUGCCUUCUUUUGUUUCAUUUUUUCUUAUACUUAUACUCCUGUACCAAUCUAGGGAGGCUACACCAUUCAUAUCACCCAUCAAAAUCACCUUUUCAUUCAAAUGUUCAAAUAAUAUUUCUUCUAGCCCCUAAUGAAAAUCUGGUGUAUUUUCCCAUUAUCAAUAUUCUUCCUUGUUCAUCUUUGAAUAAUUGUUUUGGGUCCAAAUCUGGUUUUAUACACAUUACAACUCCUCUCUUUUUUGUUAUAUCAGAAGGUACAAAGUGUUGGGAUACUGCCAGGGAGACAAAAGCCAUCAUGGUCCCCAAGCUGCUGCCUCCGGACGUCCAUCGAUCUCCCGUAGCUACAGUAUCAGUCAAUUAGCGACACGAAGCCUCGGAAAUAGCUUUCCACAUUCCAGAGCUCGUGCACGCUCUAUCAGCAGAGUUCGCACAACGAAAGAUGCACGCAGGAGAGCAUAUUUACAACUUUAUUUAGCGUUGUUCAGAACAAAGAAAAAAACAUGACUGCCUGCUUCGAUGUCUCAGGCACAGAGAGAGAAACGAAAGCAAUAGACAAACAGAAACUUCCUGUGAGCAGGAAAUACGUAGGCUGUGACUCACAACAGCCUGUCCCCUUUUUAAGGUGGAACGGAAAUAUCCAAAGUUCUUUCCCAACCUUUUAUUUAAGUUUUAUUUAUCCAAGUUUAACUUCUUUACAACAUGUUCAAUUUUUUCCCCUUUAGUCUUCUUAUUUAGCCUAUUUACAUUCCAAGUUAGAAUUUUCAAAGCCAUCUUGUUCCAUAUUUAUUUCUCUUUCACCUCCACCUCUGUUGAAUCUUCCUCUUCCUGUCCAGCUUUCUGUCCAAAUGCUCUUUCUCCAAAUAACUUUUCCCCAUAUUUUCUCCAAAAUUUGUCUUGCCUUUAUAUGUAAAAGAUACCACCUCAAGAUAUUCCCAGCAGUGAUAUUUCAAUAAUCAUCCUGGAUGAAUUUCUCUCCAUCAGUAUAUCAGGUUAUUGGCUAAAAUGUUUGUUUGUCCUGUUUUCAAAUACCUUGGCCUAGAGAUUAAAUUUGCAAGCCUAGGGAAUUGGAGAACCAAUUUAUGGCAGUUUUAUGCUUCAAGUACUAAUAUCUUAAGACAUCAAGGUCAAGGAGAUAAUCUCAGUAGAAAAAUUAAUGCUUUUCUUUUAAUUUCCUCCAGUAAAGGUCCAAGAAGAAAUUGCAAAGGUUGUUGGAUCUUCUCAGCCAAGGAUUGAACACCGAACAAAAAUGCCUUAUACAGAUGCCGUGGUCCAUGAGAUCCAGAGAUUUGCUGAUAUUGUCCCAACCAACCUGCCACAUGCCACGACUACAGAUGUUACCCUUAAUGGCUACUUCAUUCCAAAGGUGAUCCUUUUCAUUGAACUGCUGCCUACUAGUUACAAUAUAUUUUAAGGCUUUCCUGGGAGUAAGCCCCGUUGACUUCAGUGUGGGUGACAUCUGAGCAGACUUGUAUAGGAUUGCACUGCAAGCAUGCAAUCUACCCUUCGGAAGCUGUCGGGCAUCAGCUUCAACCCAUUAAACAGAUAUCAAUGGGAAGGAGAACAAGGUUGGAAAACAAACCAUUUCUGGUGGGAGAUCAUGACUUAUAUGUUAAAGCUUUUCAAACUAAAGACAUUUCUCAUAUGAAUUCAAAUCUCAUUUCUACAGCACUCAAUAUUUAUUGGACUAGAGGCAUAUGCUUUAUUUUAAAAUAACUCUCGCUUUGCUUUUGCAGGGGACUCAUAUCAUACCGUUGCUGUCUUCUGUGCUGCAUGAUGAAUCUCAAUGGGAGAAACCACAUAAAUUCUAUCCUGAGCAUUUUCUUAAUUCUGAUGGAAAAUUCAUAAAGAGAGAUGCUUUCAUGCCUUUCUCUGCAGGUAACUUUUUUUUUGUUUGUUUGUUUUUUUUGCUUUUGUGUGUAUCUGCAUAGUGUGUGCUUAGUCAAUGGGAUUUUGACAUACCUGGAAUGUAGAAUACUGUGCAAAGGUAAGGAUCACAUCAGUUGCUGUGGCCAUUUCUGCCAGCAGAUCUGGCCACCAUUUGGGUGUGGCCCCUGCAAUGUUGCUCACCAGGGAAUGUGGCCCUCAGGGUGAAAAAGAUUCCCCUUCCCCCCAUUUUUCAGCAUUGCAGGAUGGCUCGUAUUUGGAGUUCAUAAUUCUUUUAAGAUGGAUACCAUUAGCUGUUAUUUUAUUGCUGCAAUUUAAUCUGCUUUAAACUACAGUGGUACCUCAGUUUAUGAACUUAAUCCGUUUCAGAAGUCCAUUCUUAAACCGAAACCGUUCUUAAACCGAGGUGCGCUUUCACUAAUGAGGCCUCCUGCCACUGGUGCCUUUCCACCGCUCAGAUUCCGUUCUUAGACUGAGGUAACAUUUGCAAACCGGGACACUACUUCCAAAUCGUUCGUAAACAGGGUUGUUCUUAAACCGAGGUACCACUGUAUUUGGGAUGUUUUUAAGCAACUGAUAAACCUGGUUUCUCUGCCCCCUGUGAUUCGUUACAGGUCGGAGAGCAUGUGUAGGUGAGACUCUUGCCAAAAUGGAGCUCUUCCUCUUCUUCACAAGUCUCCUGCAGAGAUUCACCUUCCAGCCACCCCCUGGAACAUCUCAAGAAGACCUGGACCUUACUCCUGCUGUUGGGCUUACAACACCUCCCAUGCCCUACCAACUCUGCGCUCUGCCAUGUUUCUAA
Molecule: messenger RNA, 16815 nt
Organism: Podarcis lilfordi (Lilford's wall lizard)
Lineage: Eukaryota; Metazoa; Chordata; Lepidosauria; Squamata; Lacertidae
Source: the annotation of a GenBank genome assembly